AUGCGCGCGAGUACCCGACCCCGAAAGGACGGACAUGUGCGAUUUUCCUCCAAGACAGACAUAAGCGCACCACACUUGGAUGGAGAAGAUCUCGCAAAGCUAGAGAAGUCCUCUACACCGCAAUUCCGCCACUUGAGCGAGAUGGCCUCGGAGGAGGGCAGUGAAGAUUUCGGGAUUCAUUCAAAGGAAGAGCAGGUGGUGGGCAUGGCCGGCCGGAAGCGAUUACAACGGACAGGGUCCGUCAAGCCCAACGCCAAACAACAAUGUUCCUUCUCCAGCCAAUACGCGUCUACGCGAUGGAUGGAGACUCAGCGGAAGCACCUUCAAGCAUACGAAUACCUCUGCCAUAUCGGAGAGGCACGAGACUGGAUCCAGGACGUGCUGGAACCCAUGGAGCUUCCUCCCAUCGUACAACUAGAGGAGGCAUUACGAGACGGAGUGACCCUCGCCGAAGUCGUUGUCCGCCUUUCCACUGGUUUGCCGGUAGACCAACAACCUGCUCUGGGGUCGAUGCGCAUAUUCCGUUCACCGCGCCUGCAGUUUCGCCAUUCCGACAACAUCGCUCUCUUCUUCCGUUUUCUGGCUCAGGUUGAACUUCCCGAACUUUUCCGCUUCGAACUUGUGGAUCUCUACGAAAAGAAGAAUAUCCCCAAAGUCAUCUACUGUAUCCACGCGCUCUCAUGGCUGCUCUACCGCAAAGGGAUAGUGGAGUUCCGAAUUGGCAAUCUCGUCGGCCAACUCCAAUUCGAGGAGCACGAACUGGAAGAGACUCAGAAGGGCAUUGAUCGCAGCGGUGUACAGAUGCCCAAUUUCGGUGGCAUGAAAGCGGCAAUGCAAAUCGAAGAACCCGAACCCGAGCCGGAACCUACACCCGAAGAGCUGCUUGCUGAGCAGGAAGACGUGAUCCUGGAUCUUCAAUCGCAGGUCCGCGGUGCCCUCGUCCGCCUGCGGCUCGGCAGUAUGAUGCAGGAUCUGUGGGAUGCGGAAGAAAGCAUCGCGCGAUUCCAGGCAAAGGCCCGUGGCGGGUUUGCGCGGGAGAUCUUCGAUUUCAGAUAUGCAAUGGAUCUGUCUACUCGGAGAUUCCAGGCUGCUGCAAAGGGGUGCCUGUUCCGGAGGCGACAGCAAAGGAAGCAAAUGGACUGGGCGAGAAAUCAGGCUGCGGUGGUCAAAGUACAAGGCCUGUGGCGUGGAAGGCAAGACAGAGCGCAGACGCAACAGAUUAAGACUCAGUUGCAGAAGCAGAGCAAUGGUACUCGCGAGCUACAAGCUGCGAUUCGCGGUGCUUUGGGCCGGUGGAGGGCUGGUGACCUUUGGCAAGAGACGCACGACGUGGAGGUUGAGAAGCAAAUGGCUCUCCUCCAAGCUGCAGCAAGAGGCUUUCUACUGCGAAAGAGUCACGAAACCAGACAUGCACAGAUUCAACGACACCAUGAUGCCGUUACGGACAUCCAGAGCGCGGCGCGAGGGCUGGCGGUCAGACUUCGACAAGCAAGGACUAUCGGCGCACUCCAGGGCAGAGAAGCUGGCAUUACGAAACUGCAGGCUGUCACCAAAGCAUCGCAGGUCAGAAUGCAGCAGCGAGUGCUCAAAGAGCGCCUACGCCAGCAAGACGCAAAUGUGAAGGUGAUGCAAUCCUUCGCGCGUGGAAUGCUGGAACGAGGACGCAUAGGAAAGCAGUUCGCAAGCCUGGAAAAGCAAGAGAGCAAGAUCACUGACUUGCAAUCGCUGGCGAGGGCAUACCUUGAACGACAGCGUAUCUUCGAGCAGCUCGUGGAGAUGGAGAAAGAAGACGACCGGAUCACUCAAUUACAAGCGCUCAUCCGGGCCAUGAUGGUCCGAAGCAACAUCGGGACUCUACUUGCUGCUCUUGAAGACCAUGAAGACGCGAUUGUUCACCUCCAGGCGGCAGCCCGAGCAUUCGUCGUCCGAUCGCAGUUCGAGACCAAGCUUCAACAUUACCACGAAAACAUGCAAAAGGUCAUCAAGCUCCAGUCCUUCGUGCGUGCGAAGCAGCAGGGCGAGAGCUAUAAGUCGCUGGUGAAUGGGAAGAAUCCUCCCUUACCCGUGGUCCGACGACAUCUCCACUUAUUGACGGACUCGACCCUGGAGUUUGAAUCAGAACUCGAGGCUGACAGACUGAGGAAGCAAGUCGUUGAGAGCGUGAGGCGGAACGAACUGGUCGAAAGCUAUGUCGAAGGCCUGGACAUGAAGAUCGCCUUGCUCGUGAAGAACAAGAUUACGCUGGAUGAGGUCGUCAAGCAUCAGAAGCAUUUUGGCGGCUCUGCAAGCCAGCUGCUUCGAAGUGGAGCGGUCAUCCCGGGUGGGAGCAGUGGCCUCGAUCUGAAAGCCCUGAACAAGUCAUCUCGGAAGAAACUCACCGGCUACGAGGAGCUGUUCUUCAUGCUGCAGACCCAAUCGCAGUAUCUGGCGAGACUGUGUCAGCAGCUGACUGCUCGUGGUUUGGCCGAGAAGGAUGGCAAGAACCUGGAGCGCCUGAUGAUGACGCUCUUUGGAUAUGCGCAGAAGAGUCGCGAGGAGUACUUCCUCCUCAAGCUCAUGGCGGCAAGUGCGCAAAACACCAUCUCACAAUCUCAAAACUUGGAAGAAUACUUAAGGUUGCAAAGCGGCGCCUUCUACCAACGGCUGCUGAUGAGCUACAUCCGCAGUCCCAAGGAUCGGGCAUACCUCAAGAGUCUCUUCGGCGGGCUUGUCAAGGAGGGGAUCUGCGCCCAGGAUCACUUGGACCUCGAAAGCGACCCGUUGCAAAUUUACCGCGCGAUCCUGAACAAUGAAGAGCUUUCUACCGGCCGACAAUCUGAACGCCCACGAGACCUGCCACGCGAAGUGGUGAUUCGAGAGGCGGAUGUUCGGCCGAAGUAUGUCGAGCAUCUGCAGGACCUUCGCGACCUGUGCGAUAGUUGGUUCCUUUCGCUCGAAGAGACGCUGCACCGCAUGCCGUAUGGCUUGCGCUAUCUCAUGGCCGAGCAGUACCGCGCGUUGUGCGAGCACUUCCAACGUGAUGAUCCCGCGCAGCUCGCCAUGCAGAUGGGAUCUUGGCUUUGGAAGACAUUCUUACUACCUGCCCUGAAAGAGCCGGAACUCUGGGGUGUUGUCGAUCGAGGCUUGAGUCCUGCGCACAAGCGCAAUCUUGGUCAAAUCAUCACGGUCCUCAGCCAAGUCGCCGCUGGAAGACUCUUCAGCACUGAAAACUUGUACCUGCAGCCGCUCAACAGCUGGAUGUCGGAGUCUCUGGACCGCUGGCAUGAAUGCCUGAACCGAGUUCUGGACGUUCCGAGCUUGGAUGAGCAUUUCGAUGCGGAUCAAUUCAGCGAUUUGUAUGCGAAGACUAAGCCGACGUUGUAUAUCAAAUUGGCAGACAUCUUCGCGCUGCACAACCUCGUCGCGGACAACCUGUCCGCUGUGGCAUCCGCGAGAGAUGACCCGAUCAAGGAGCUGCUGGCUGACCUGGGCUCGGCAAAGAGCAAUGAGAGCGAUCUCAGUGGGGCCGUGAGUGGUGGUGAAAUCACACUCACGUUGAAGAGCAGGUACACCGUCCAAGAGGACCCGAACGCAGACGCCAGAGCCUUGUUCACGGCAACGAAGCGACUGGUGCUGUACGUCAUCAAAGUCCAAUCCGGCGCCAAUCUGAUGGAGAUUUUGCUCCGUCCGAUCAGCCACGAAGAUGCCGACCGCUGGAUCCAACUCGUGCCAUCAACUUGCUCCGAAGACCGAAGAGACCUCCUCGACCUGCAAAGCAUGACCUACGCCGAGCUGAAAUCCAGCGCUCUGGAGAACAUCCUCGCCCUCGAACAACCGCGCAUCCCCGCCCAGUUCCGCGUCAGCAGGCACGACAACUACCAAGAGCUCCUCAACGCGCUCGCCUCCGACAUCCGGCAGAAGCACCGGCGGCGCCUCGACCGGCAGCGCGAAAUCGAAGGCACGCGCGCCACGCUGUCGCAACUCGACGCCAAGGCCGACUUCCUCGAAGACCAGCUCAAGUCCUACAACGACUACAUCGAGCAGUGCCUGCACACGCUGGCCAACAAGAAGGGCGCGAAGCAUAAAUUCCUGCUCCCCUUCACCAAGCAAUGGAACCACGAGCGCGAACUCGAGCGCGCCGGUCGCCAACCGAAGUUCGGCUCUUACAAGUACUCCGCGCGCCAGCUGGCCGACAAGGGCGUGCUGCUGCAAUGGCCUGGCUAUCCCCUUGAACAAUGGGGACAGGUGAACGUGGUCAUCAGCUCCGACGAGGUGGGCGUUUUCCAUCUUGAGGGCAGCUCGGGGAGUCUGAUGUUGCCUGGAGCGAGCGCGAAUCUGCUGCUGGACGAUCUGCUGCAGGCGCAGUACGACAAUCAGAAUGCGAUUGUGGUGUUUGAGGAGGCGGGCGGGGGGGCCAAGUUGGCGGUGAAUUUGCUGUUGCAUUUGGUGUUUAAGAAGUUUUACCGCGAUGAGUGA
Molecule: messenger RNA, 4455 nt
Organism: Neohortaea acidophila
Lineage: Eukaryota; Fungi; Ascomycota; Dothideomycetes; Mycosphaerellales; Teratosphaeriaceae
Product: ras GTPase
Exons: 2
Coding region: 1-4455 (1484 amino acids)
Biological process (GO): regulation of actin cytoskeleton organization; regulation of GTPase activity; mitotic actomyosin contractile ring assembly actin filament organization
Cellular component (GO): mitotic actomyosin contractile ring; cytoplasm
Molecular function (GO): calmodulin binding; GTPase activator activity; actin filament binding
Source: RefSeq, a predicted model, not a curated record